AUGAAAAUUACUGCGAUUGUGAGGAUGAACCAAGAAGAUCCCACUAUAAUCUCCUACUUGCGAGUAAAAGCAUUUGUUCUUUUGAACACCUCCAUUUCACACCAAAUAGACCAAAUCGAUACUGGAGAUAAAAAAAAACUAACCCAUACUCCUUCAUCCAAGGUUAACGCAACUUCAAUCAAACACCUUGAAUUGAAAUACGACAAUUUACCCGUAACUGGAAUAGAUGUGAUGGCAUCCAGUAUCACUACUGAUGUUUUCAGAAAUGAAAACGGACAAUCCAUCCUAGAUUUCUGCUUAGACAAAUAUCUUAGAGAGAAGGAACCAAACUCAUUUUAG
Molecule: messenger RNA, 339 nt
Organism: Funneliformis caledonium
Lineage: Eukaryota; Fungi; Glomeromycota; Glomeromycetes; Glomerales; Glomeraceae
Source: the annotation of a GenBank genome assembly